Messenger RNA from Didymosphaeria variabile, 840 nucleotides. RefSeq lists its product as uncharacterized. Bases 1 to 840 code for a protein of 279 amino acids. The transcript has 2 exons. Lineage: Eukaryota; Fungi; Ascomycota; Dothideomycetes; Pleosporales; Didymosphaeriaceae. The record is from RefSeq and is a predicted model, not a curated record.
AUGCGGUCUUCUCAAUACAUUCCCUUUUUCUUACCUUUCUCUUUGGCCUGGCCUUUUCAAAAGCACCAAGGUUAUGGCACAUCCUCGUCUCAGCUUCAUAAGAAUCUUCAAGAUGCGUGGUAUACCGAGUACUCCAAGGACAGUGAGAACGAGGUGACUACGCUGCCAGCGAAGAAAGGACCUGCGGCCCCCCACGACCCCGCGAACGUCUAUAGCUGCGCUGGACCAAAGGCCAAAGACUUCCCUGGAAAGGACGACUGGCUCACCUUCGACCAAAUAUGGGAGAUCAAUGAAGCUGUCAUUGAAACUGCGAAUGGCGGGAACGACUACAACGACUACCUCCAGACCGCCAUCAAGGAGGUUGCUUUCGACAGCAAAGUCGAUGCACGGCUAAUUCUGGCUAUAAUCAUGCAAGAGUCCAGCGGCAACGUCUCCAUCCACUGCACCGAAGGCACCGCCUGCGGCCUGAUGCAACACCGUGGUUCUGCACGCUUCGACCCAUCCUCCCCUAGGACCAGUAUUAAAGCCAUGAUUGAAGAUGGCACCUACGGCACGCCCAGCGUCCCCGGCUUCUUGUCGUAUUUUAACUGCGAUGCUUCUUCCCCUUCCGAGCUGACGUGGAUCAAUACGCAGCUCAUUAAUGGGAAUCCGUAUGCGGCUGCUUACGUGUAUAACACGGGUCACAUUGAUAAUGAGGAUUUGUCGACUGAUAGGGGAAAGAGCAAUUACUAUGCUCAUGAUGUCUUGAGCAGACUGCAGGGGUGGAACGGGUGGAAGGCGGGGUGUGAGCAGAGCAGAAAGUGUAACGGAUUGGGCUUUCAGGAGAGGAGUUGUUGGUAG